GAGUCAGACUGUAUACCAUAUCGAUAAAUCCGCUGUCACACUGUUUUCGACCAACAAGUUACGUUUCGCUCAUUUUGGAUUAGGAUAACGCGAUUUUUAAAUAAGAAUCGUAGGCAGCCCAGGAGCGACACCCAGCAGAGUUUUAAGCAUGGAUUUUGGUGAGCUGUUGCAUUUGGCCAAAAAAAAAACUGACGCAGUCACAAAAGAUAAGGGCAAGUACUACAGUACCAAGUAUGCACCGCCCAAGAAGGAGAGCAAGGCGAGCAAGGAGUUGUCGAGCAACAUCCAGAAGUUUCUAAAGAGGCGCGAGGCCGAGGAACAGGAGCGCAAACGAAAGGAACGCCAGAAACUCACCGAGCUGUUAGCCAAGCGCGACGAGAAAUCCAAGAACAAGAUACGAAAGAUGCUAAAAGUUACUAAGUCGGCCAACAAGUCGGUGCUCGAGGAUGCCAACGAGGGUGAUAAUGGUGGCCAGAACGGUGGUGACCAGGGCGAGGGCGAAGGCGAUGACUACGGCUAUGUGUCGACUGAGUCGAAUGCCUUCUAUCAGAAGUACAUUGAGAAAGUGCGCGAUGUCCAUGAGGACAAGGGAUUUGCACCAAGCCGUCCUCAGUCGGUACAAGAUCUCUCCGGUACGAAGGAGCGUGUCAAGGCAGCCAUCACCCGUGAGCGGGAGGAGGCCAUGUCCCAUACUCGGCCGCGAUCGUCAUCUGAUGCAAGAUCAUCUGGCGCUUCUGCUACGGCUUCCGGCUCCAAAAGCAAGAUCCGGGAGGCUCACGUGGCGCGAGCCUACAGCACUUGCAGAGACAUGGCCGUCUACAAUCCAGAAACGGAACGUCUUGAGGAGGAGCGGAAGAAGCGCGAGGCGGAGAGAAGCAGGGCCAAAGCCAAGCGACCUCCUCCUAUGGAUUUUCAGGCGGUCCUACGUCUGGCGGCGAAAGCGCAGCACGAACCGGUGGUUUACGUCCAGCCCGAAAAGAAGGAGCCAGAGCGUCUUUUGUCUGCUCGCGAGAAGCGCGAGAUGGAAGAGCGUCAACGACAGAGGGAGCAGCGUGCCGAAAGAGAUCGGGUGCGCGAAAGCGAACUAAAGGCCAAGGAUCAGAACAAAAAUGGUGGCAGUCGCAUGGAAACCACCGGACGCAUUCCCAAGCUCAGCAGCUUCGCAUCAAACAAACCCUCUUCUACGCCUCCUUUAAGCGAAUCCAAAGCAAAGCCAACUAGUGAUAAUGUCUUCAAGCGGCCGGCGCCGCGACCAGCUCCGCCUCCAGCUUCAGCCGCCAGCUCCAGCCGGCUCCCUGCAUCAGCUCAUAACUCUUUCACAAAACCUGACAGAAGUCGUCUUCCCGCCACUGCGACAAAGCCGUUGUUAGGCAAACCAAUUCUCAGUACCAGCUCUGGACCCAGUUCCGUCCGCGGACCCAGCGCCGUGCGUGGUCCCGUCGCCAGUGCAAGAAUCGUUCCAAUAAGGAUUCCCUAUGGAGCAGCCGGCAGAAAUGGACCAACGCGGGAAUUCUCGCCCGGAGAUCGUCCAGCCGGUGGUACUCCGGCAAGGACGCGCCAAUUUCCACCAGCGGAUGUCCAGAGAUCAGGCAGCAGGGCUAUGCCGUCUGGUCGUGGCAAACCCCAACAGAAGUCACCCACCAAAAGACGCAUAGACGAUGAGGAUGACGAUUACGAUUCCGAGUUGGAUGACUUCAUCGAUGAUGGCGAAUGCGAAGAGGACAUUUCCUCGCAUAUCCGCGACAUAUUUGGAUAUGACAAGCGGCGAUAUCGCGACCUCGACGAUGAUGAUAGCGAGAUGGAGUCGAGCUUUGCUCAGAUGCAGCGUGAGGAGUUCCUCAGUGGAAAAAUGGGAUUGCAGGAGGACUUGGAGGACAUGCGCAUGGAGGCGAUUCACAAGAAGCGAAAAAUUGCCAGACGAAAGGCCACCCGCAUCGAUGACUAAACCAGCGCCCAAUGUUAGCUCAAAUCUCAAUAUUAUGCGCCAUGGAUGUAUGGGAUGGGAUUGAUUUUUUGAUCCAUACAUUACCACACUUCCGCACAUCAAUGUAGUGCUGCUUAUCGAACGCAAAGGACGAUGCUAUAUUUGCUUGGUUAAUGUUCAGCCUGAAUCUACUUGAUCCCCCCACUUCACCACAGGUCCGCCGGUUUUUCUACACUGAAGUUUACCAAAUUCUUAAUUCUUGCGAAACGAUGCCACCUACGACCUAUCAAUGCUGAACCUAUUGUUGCGUUAUGCGUAAAAUUGAGUGUUAUUUUAGGGAAAUCUAAAAAAAAAACUGUGUGCACUAGUUCAGCACGUCAGCAUUUAAAUUUAUGUAUGUCUAUACGUAUACGUUUACAAAUCCAUUUGCAUUGCAUUUCAGAUAUUUCUGUACGUAUAUAUUUACAUAUGUGUACAUAAACAUAUAUUUAGCGUCGAUGCAUAUACAUACAUACGUAUAAAAUA
Messenger RNA from Drosophila pseudoobscura, 2449 nucleotides. RefSeq names its product protein SPT2 homolog. Gene Ontology annotation, biological process: nucleosome assembly; transcription by RNA polymerase I. The transcript has 4 exons. Bases 149 to 1945 code for a protein of 598 amino acids. Gene Ontology annotation, cellular component: nucleolus. NCBI's taxonomy places the organism in Eukaryota, Metazoa, Arthropoda, Insecta, Diptera, Drosophilidae. Gene Ontology annotation, molecular function: histone binding; DNA binding. The record is from RefSeq and is a predicted model, not a curated record.